AACCUUGGAAAUUGAAAUAAAAUAAUCAAUGAUCAGGAUCAAAUCAAAUCAACUCACCGCUUGAUACUUUGAAUUUGAUCGCCGAAAUUCUUAAUUGAAUUUUAAUUUGUUUGCUUUAUUUAAUUCACUUUUAUGUUCUAAAAUGUCUUCCCAAAAUGUAAAAUAUAUUCCCAAAGACGCCCAAGUCAUUAUGGCUAUACUGAAAGAAUUGGGUAUCAACGAUUUCGAUCCAAGAGUUAUCAAUCAGUUACUCGAAUUUAUAUAUUGGCACACCACUAUUAUUCUCGAUGAUGCUAGAGUGUUUGCAAAUCAUGCCAAAAAGAAAACUAUAGACGUAGAUGAUGUGAAGCUAGCAAUCCAAAUGCACGCCGAACAAAUGACAUCUGCUGGUCCUCCCAGAGAUGUGUUAUUAGAACUGGCUAGAAGCAAAAAUUCAACCUCACUACCUCCAAUAAAACCACAGUCAGGAAUCCGAUUACCGCCAGAUCGCUACUGUUUAUCGCAGUCUAAUUAUAAAUUGAAAUCGAAUUUGAAGAAUACGAAAAAAGUGAUCAAUAGUACAGCUACAACCAAUGGAAUUACUCAUGAUAAUAUUAAAUUCAGUACGACUCCUGUGUUGAAGCAGAUGCCUAUGAUACCUCGAAAUGAUCCAUCAUCACCAAACUUGAUGUCGAAAGAUAUCAGCUCUGAUUCGCAUUCAGCAACGGAUAUCUUGAUGGCAAGAAGAGCAUCUUCCAAUCAAAUAUCAGGGAUCAAAACUGAAACUGACAUUGAUUUAAUGGAAAUAGAUGCAAUCACCGACCAUAUUUAAACUCGUAUUUCGUUAAGGGGUCUAUAAAUAAGUUGUUGAAGUAGAAAAUUCAAUGAAGAAUUUAAUAUGUACUGUAUUUUUGUACAAUCUUUUUGCUUUAUGUACAUGUGUUUCAUAUCGAUAGCAUUUAUAAGUUUAAAAUAGUGCAAGUGCAUUGAUAUUUUUUGAUUUUUACGUGUGUGUAAUUUUUGUACUUGAAUUGUUAUUGUGUUUUUUUUUUGUAAUUGUAUUUCAAUAUAAUUAUGUAAGAAAGUA
Messenger RNA from Planococcus citri (citrus mealybug), 1066 nucleotides. Its product is annotated as transcription initiation factor TFIID subunit 9-like. Gene Ontology annotation, molecular function: RNA polymerase II general transcription initiation factor activity; protein heterodimerization activity; transcription coactivator activity. The transcript has 5 exons. The record is from RefSeq and is a predicted model, not a curated record. Gene Ontology annotation, biological process: DNA-templated transcription initiation; RNA polymerase II preinitiation complex assembly. NCBI's taxonomy places the organism in Eukaryota, Metazoa, Arthropoda, Insecta, Hemiptera, Pseudococcidae. Bases 143 to 811 code for a protein of 222 amino acids. Gene Ontology annotation, cellular component: SAGA complex; transcription factor TFIID complex.